AGGCGAGGAGCGCCUUAAAGGGCGAGGGCGCUUUAACUCUCCCGGGAGCCGCAGGGAGCUUCCUGGCCGGGGCUGCGGAAGGGACUGGCUUAGAUAACGCUUUAUUGGGUCUCAGCAAGAAUCAUGAGUGAAGCUUAGUUAACCAGAUGCACAGACUAUGAAGAAUGUGGCAGACGUAUAUGCACGAAAUUUGAUAUACACAAGGUGAUAUACACAAGGAUUAUGCUUAACCUUUGAGCGGAAGAAGUACUUCCAGCAUUUGGCAGGCGGAUUAAUAUUUGAUGUCAUAGGAUGGGGCUGCAUGUAGCUCUGUGAUCCUUUUAAGAGAAGCCUUCCCCCUCCUUUCCCAGAUGGCAGCUGCAACUUCUGGGGGAACAGAAAACAGCUUUUAAACCCCUUUUCCCGUGCCAGUUGCUUCUGAAAAAUUGCUGCUUUCCAGCAGAUUCUACUUUUACUGCUGUAAAAUUUUCUACAAUGUGUGUGUCUAGAAACACUUUGAAGAUGGUGAUUUACUUACCAUCUACGCAAAACUGAGGGGCAAUACAAGGAAACGUUUGCAGCAUGCUUGGUGUUGUGACACGGGAGCUGUUCAGAAUGCUUUUGUGAAUGAAUCAAGGCAGGGAUGGACUGGUGAUUUGGAGGCCCUACAGCCUGAUCCUCUGUGUGUUGACUCAAAAGUCAGUCUUGGAUUAUUCCGUGCGCUUUACUCCCAGAUACAUCAUGACAACUGAAAAGAGUUUAGUGGCAGAGGCUGAGACUCCAAAACAGCAGCCACCAAAAGAGGAGGAGGUAGCUGCUGAAACAGAAAAACAGGAAACCUCAUUGGAGAAAGCAUCUCAUCAAGCACCUGAGGGGGAUAAUCAAUCAAAGAAGAAGCUGAAAGCAUCCAAUGGUGAUACACCCACACGGGAGGACCAGAGCAAGAACAAAGAACGCACUUCCGAAAGUCGGGGCCUGUCACGCCUGUUUUCUUCAUUUCUCAAGAGGCCCAAAUCUCAGGUCUCCGAAGAAGAAGGGAACGAGGCAGAAACAAAAGAAAGUGGUGAAGGCCAGAAAGAGACAGAUAUAGGAGAUGAUCUCAAUGAAGAGAUUCUGCUGAAAGCGCCAAUAGCAGCUCCUGAACCUGAGCUCAGAACUGACCCAUCUUUAGACCUUCAUUCACUCAGCAGUGCAGAAACACAGCCUGCUCAGGAAGAUAGAAGAGAAGAUCAGGACCAAGAUCAGGAUCCCGAUCAAGAUCCAGAGAACAGAGAUUUGGAGAUUAAGGAAGAAGAAGAGCAAGGGGAGUGCUGUGAUACAGAAGAGAAAAAAGAACACACCAAGGCAAAACCAGACAAAGAAAUAAAAGGUGCUCAGAAGACAGCAAGAAGACCCAGAAACAGCAUGCACUGCAAGGUUUCUUUGCUGGAUGAUACCAGUUUUGAGUGUUCUGUGGAUAAACAUGCCAAAGGGCAAGAUCUGCUUAAGAAAGUAUGUGAUCACCUCAAUCUAUUGGAAGAAGACUAUUUUGGUCUGGCCAUAUGGGAUACCCCAACCUCCAAGAUAUGGUUGGAUGCUGCCAAAGAGAUUAAAAAACAGGUUCACGGAGGCCCAUGGGAUUUCACUUUCAAUGUUAAGUUUUAUCCUCCGGAUCCAGCACAACUGACAGAGGAUAUAACGAGGUAUUAUUUGUGUCUUCAGCUGAGGAAAGACAUUGUCACCAGCCGGCUUCCUUGCUCCUUUGCUACACUAGCUUUGCUGGGUUCUUACACAAUCCAGUCUGAGCUGGGAGACUAUGAUCCAGAUUUGCAUAGCAUAGAUUAUGUCAGUGAAUUCAAGCUGGCCCCAAACCAGACAAAGGAACUUGAAGAUAAGGUCAUGGAACUACACAAGACAUAUAGAUCAAUGACUCCAGCUCAAGCUGAUCUGGAAUUUCUUGAGAAUGCCAAAAAGUUAUCAAUGUAUGGAGUUGACCUUCACCAAGCAAAGGACUUGGAAGGAGUGGAUAUCACUUUGGGAGUCUGUUCCAGUGGCCUUCUUGUCUAUAAAGAUAAACUGAGAAUCAACCGUUUCCCUUGGCCCAAAGUAUUGAAGAUUUCUUACAAGCGAAGCAGCUUUUUUAUUAAGAUUCGACCUGGGGAGCAUGAACAAUAUGAAAGUACAAUUGGAUUCAAACUUCCUAGUUAUCGCGCAGCCAAGAAACUAUGGAAAGUCUGUGUUGAACAUCACACAUUUUUCAGGCUAACAUCCACUGAAGCAAUUCCCAAGAGCAGGUUCCUGGCACUAGGCUCUAAAUUCCGCUACAGCGGUCGGACUCAGGCCCAGACAAGGCAGGCUAGUGCUUUGAUUGACAGACCUGCACCACAGUUUGAACGGACAGCAAGUAAACGGGCUUCUAGGAGCCUUGAUGGGGCUAAACGUACCUCUCAAAAAAUUGAGUUCAUACCCGUAGAGGAAGAGAAGCAGGAGGAUGUGGUGUUUGUUGGGGUUCCGAAAUCAGAACCUGUGGAACAAUUUCGAGAGAAGCCAGUAAAAGAUGCUCUUCAGGAUAUUGAGAAGAAGCAAAUAGUAAUCAAGGAGGAGGUCAGCUUGGAAGUUCCUGUUGCAGAAACAAAAUUAGUGGAACCAUUAAAAAUCCAGCCAGCUAUAGAUGUUCUUGAAAAAUUUGACGUAAGUACAAUAAAAGAAGAGGAGAAAGAAGAAAAAACAGUUGUGGUGCAGGAUCUAGAACAAAAGCCAGUAUUACUUGAACCAAUUCAGGAGGAGUCAGCAGUAGCAGUGGUUACACCUGACCGAAGCCCACGCCCUACAUCCGCACCGGCUAUUGCUCAGAGUCAUGCAGUCGAGCCCACUCCACCAGCCGUCUCUGAUAACAAGGAACCAGCAGUUACUAAAACAGAGAAGGAGACACAGAGAAAAGAAUUAAAACGUGAAGAAACAUUACCAGAGAAGCCCAAAUCUGAGCCUUCUGAAGAUUUCCAGGUGGGGAAAGUGCAUAUCGAAGUGUCAGUACCCACCAGAAAUGGUGACCAAACUCAGCAGCGUGCAGAAAAAGAGGAAGACCCGAUAAGAAUGAGGAAGAAAAGAUCAAAGAGACUAGAUGGUGAAAACAUUUAUAUAAGACAUAGCAAUUUAAUGUUGGAGGAUCUAGAUAAACCUCAAGAGGAAAUAAAGAAACACCAUGCCAACAUCAGUGAGCUGAAGAAGAACUUUAUGGAAUCUGUUCCUGAGCCACGGCCAAGCGAAUGGGACAAACGGCUGUCCACUCAUUCUCCCUUCCGGACCCUGAACAUCAAUGGACAGAUCCCUACAGGAGUAGAAGGAGUCCAGGUCAAGAAACCCACAUUUCAGUCCUGUGAGAGACAGGUUGGUGGGCCAGAGACUAUGAGUGGCUCUCCCUUCAAAGAGGAUAUGGAUACAGUGGCAGAGGGGAAAAACAUUGCCUCCGACUUUGAAUGGGAGGUCUCGAAGCACUCAGUAGGCUUUAGUGAGAGCCAAAUGUCGGCUACCCAGGAGUCUGCACAAAUUCAUGAAUUUGACACUACUACUUCUAUAAGCAGCGAGGAGGAGGAGGGUGCUGCUGCUCUCGCUGAGAGUGAGGAAGACCUAAGGAGUGAAAAGGGAUUGUAUUCAGAUGUGGAAAAGCAGAUAGAAGUAGAGAUCUCUGUAAUCCCUACUUCACCUCCACUGCAACCCCAUGAGCAAGAGGAGGCUUGUGAUGCGGAAAAGAAACAAAAUUCAAGACAACUACUUAGAAAGCUAAAUGAAAACUGUCACAACUUAAACAGUGAUAAUGAAUUUCCUGACCUCAUUCGCUGCUUCCAGCCACCCCUUGUGAAGACUCAGACUGUUACUAUUUCUGACGUGUCAAGUACUGUGAAAAGUGAAAUCCCAACUAAAGAAGUUCCAAUUGUCCACACAGAGACCAAGACAAUAACUUAUGAAGCGGCACAGACUGAUGAUGGCAGUGGGGAUUUAGACCCUGGAAUUCUGCUAACUGCUCAGACCAUCACUUCAGAGACCACCAGCACCACUACCACUACCCAGAUCACAAAGACGGUGAAAGGUGGAAUUUCAGAAACACGAAUUGAGAAAAGAAUUGUCAUUACGGGGGAUGCAGACAUUGAUCACGAUCAGGUUCUGGUUCAGGCCAUCAAAGAAGCAAAGGAGCAACACCCAGACAUGUCCGUGACGAAGGUGGUGGUCCAUCAGGAGACGGAGAUAGCAGAGUAGCAAGACCCGUGUAUAUGUAUGUGAUAUCUAUUUCAGUCUUGAGAAAGGCCACCUGAAAUAUACCAGCAAAACUACAAGGAGAAACUACCUUGGAGCACCAUGACCUCAAACUUGCCAGAGCUACUUUAUCAGACAUUCUAUCACUCACUACUUGGAGUUGUGCUUUUGAUGUUUACUUGAGAUUCUCCUCAAUACAAUGGAUCCUUUUUUGAUUAUCAUUUUGAUAUAUUGUGACUGACAGUAUGCCAUAAUUUUCAGUGUAUCAAAGUAUUUUUACAGAUUUUCUUUUUGGCAUUCCUUUCCCAGCAACAUAUUUUUUUCAAUCUGUAUCAUGAAGCCAGAAGGCUCACCAGGCAAAAAUACAGGGCUUGCUGAAGGGGGUUUCCUUUAAUUGUAUUGCCAUUCAUAAUUAUUGUCCUUAUCCUCAUGCCCUUGCAAUCUCGCAGUGAAUUCUCACUCAUUUCCCUUAUACUUUAGUGUGGGGAUGUCAGUAAUCUAGAAGUGGCCCUUCUUACUAGAAAACAGCAAAUUAGAGUCCAUUUUGUGCGAGUUUUUUGCUCUCCUCUCAUAAUUGGUCCUGGAGUUUUUCUACCAAUACAUACACAUAUAUACAAGACACAUGUAGGUGUGUCUACUCUUUUUUGGCUCUGGAUUUUCUUUGUGUUGUGAGCCCAAAGAUGCUUCAACAUAACAGGAAGCUGUGGAGGAAUACAGUCACUGGUAUUUCAGUAAUAUAUCUGUGUUAAGAGAGAAUGGAAGUUGCUUACUUUUUAUACUGUGAAUUCUAGAGUUUUUCAGUGAACUGUGACAAGGAACCUUUGCCUUCAUCCCCCCCACCCUUCCUCUCCCAUAUUGCAUUGGGCUUCUUAAAAAUCUGCAUCAAUCUUAUCAGUCAUUCCCCCCCCCCCCAUUAAAUCAAACCUAUUAGAAAAGAGUUUAUGAGAGUAUGGACUCUGAAUGCUAUGAAGUAGGGCUGUAACUUGCAGGAAUAGGUUUUUUUUUCCUUCUCCCUCCUCAGUCCAUUUGUAUUUUCUUUUCUUUUUUUGGUAGGAUAAGCUUAAAAAUUUUGCUGGGUUUCUGAAGCACCACUUAAAUUUAGCACAUUGGUCGGCUGUCCACCCAAGAGAUAUAUGAUCUUUUAUCACAGUUCAGGUAGUCCCUUAGAGAGACAAUCCAGUAGUCCUACGGCUGUAUUCUAAGCAUGUGUGAUGUCAAAAACUGUCUCUGAUUUCCACCGAUUGCUGUUAAAUUGAGGCUGUUUGGAGAUCAGUGAAGUGAACAUAAUUCCAUCAUUUUAAUGUUCUUUUGCGAGAUGAUCUGCAAGUUCUGGUGGGAUGCAGCCAGUGGAGCCUGCUGCUGUUGAGUGUCCUUCCUUCAUUUUAAUGGGAUUGCAUAGAGUGCCUCACAUCAACCUUGCAGAACUGAACGGAAGGUGCAGAGCAGUGGGGCUGAGUGGAUUGCUCCCUCAGGCUCCGUCAUUGUCGUGCUGGAAUGAAAUAGCCGGGCCCUGGAUUUUCUGCUGCAGCUCUCGUUCACUUAACACAGAUGUGUGGUCUGUUUUAUUAACACUGCAGAAUUUUGUAUGGCGUUUUUAAAAAAUCAGAGCAAGACCAACAGUAGACAGAGGAGAUUGGAGGUUUUUUUAAAUUGAAGCUUUUAACUUACAUUUUUAAGCAAAUCAUGUUUUUAAAAAGUUAGCAUGAAUAUUCUAAUUGGAUACAAGGUUCAAUUCUUAUGUACGCUGCUGCCAUUUGCACAAUGGACGAGUGGAAUCAACACCGGGGAGGUGGCAUGCUCUUCUGGCUUGGCUGCAUUUUCUUCCUUUACUGAGCUGGAUGAUAUUUUCCCCCCAAUGGCAAAACUAAAACAGCAGGCCUGACUUUUCCUUCCAGCAGUAUUUGAAAACUGUGUAAGAUAUACACCGUAAGAGUUGUGGACAAUACUAUUUCUGAGAGAAGUGUAAAGUUGAAAUUGUGUUGAGUAUGCCACAUAGCAGGAGCCAUGGAGGGACACGGUCUGCUUCUAAGCUUAAUUCUAGCCUGGGAGAAGUGGAAAAUAAAUUAUUUCUGUUCUUUCAGCUAUUAAAAACCCCCAGAUGCAUUGUUAAAAGAAUUUUACUUCAAUGAACUGAAAACUCCAUUUUACUAUUUUGACUGUAACUUUGCUUGCUACAAUGUCAUAUCACAUUUAAUUUUUUCCCCUAGACUUGAAUGUAUUUUAAUUUAAGUAGUCAGGGCUACAGGCUUUGUUAGAGCUGUGAGGAUUGGUUUGGCUGGGCAGGGGGAGAGAAGAAUUCAGCACUGCUUAGAUAUCUUUUGCUUUGAUAUGCGGUGGGGCACUGGCAGCCACAAUCAGCUUCCAAAGCUGGCAACUGCCACUCAAAAGCUGUGAUCUUGUGCACACUUAGCUAUGGCUAAGCCCCACUGGCAACAGUGACAAUCGCAUCAGUCUUGAGGGGGGGGGGUGUUCUAUAGAAUCUUCUCUUAAUCCCCCCCAAGUAGCCUACAACCCUGCCCUAGACAUAUUUUCUAGAAUUUUAGACUUAAAAAUAUCAAUCCAUAGCACUUAAUAAUGUAUUAUGGAAGAAGAACUUGGAUGUGCCACUUUCUCUUUUGCUGGCUCUUUGUAUUUCUGUAGGUUUUUAAUAGUUUUUUUACCUCCAGUAUUAAAAACUUAAAGCAGCAGUUUUGCAAAAGAAAGGAGGAUCAAAUCCUCCCAGGUUCCCUGCUUGAAAUCAUCUGAUUUCUCCUCCUUGCUGCAGUCUCCAUCCUCUAUGGCUUUUGUCAAUGUGAUUCCUGUGGUCCCUGGCUUAGCUUUUUGAUGGUCAAAUUAAGGCCCCUCCUUUCUUUCACCAGUGGGGGAAAAAGUCUGCUAGGCUCCAAGCCAGAAUCAUCCUUCUAGAAGGUCAGCCCUUAUUAGUGUAGUUCAGCAACGUCUCAUUUGAAACUGCCUUAAACUGAACCAGACCAUUGGUCCAUCUAGGUCAGUAUUGUCUCUCCGACUGGCAGGAGCUCUCCAGGAUCUCAGGCAGAGGUCUUUCACAUCACAUCCUGCCUGGUCCUUUUAACUGGAGAUGCCAGAGAUUGAACCUGAGACCUUCUGCAUGCCAAGCAGAUGUUGGACUACUGAACCAUGGCCCCUCCCGUAACAGCUCCCCUGAGCUGUUUCUUUCCAGUGUUUUUGAAGGGUAUGGCUUGUCCUUCCUUCUGCUCUUAUUUCAGUAAUCCACAAACAGCUGGGGGGUUGUUCCCCACAUACUUGCCCUAUCCAUUGACCCACCUGCUUCUCUUUCAGAGUUCUCCACCACCUUUUUGGAUCCCAGAACCCUCCAAUAUAGUAUGCACCAUUAAGACCUCCCCCUCCCCUACCCAUGGUUUCUGAUUAGGGUAGGUUUUCUGACCAAACACAACCUAGGCACAACUGUUUUCUUCGAAAAAGGCCAGCUGAAAAGCCUCCCACCCUAUUUAUAGCUUCUCUUGCAUGUGUGUACACAAGAACUCCCCCCCCCCCCAAUACAGGUUGUAUACAUGGUUGACUUAUGUAAAUAUGUAGUGGCAUUUUUUUUUAAUUAAACUGAUCUCAUUAAAAGUUCCAAAUCUCAAGAGAAGGGAUCACACCAUUGUAAAAGCCCUAAGGUCAGAUGCAACAGCAAAGGGACUUUAUAUGUGAAAGAACUUAUAGAAAAUUGCUAGUGUGUGUGCAUGUGUGUGUGUUUCCUGUAUGUUUAAAACUGGAUUUGUUCAUCACAGCUGUACUUGAGCAAAAGUUAGUUUUGAAGAGUUGAAACAAUUCCAGUGUAAGAUUUUCAUCUCUGAAAGAAGAUGCUCCCACUUCAUGCAUUAGAUGCAUGGAUUAGAAUACAUUCAGGGCUAUGUCCACGCUAUUACUUCUGUGGGAGAAAAAUACAGAAUUCUGCUAUGUAUAAUUAAUGCAAACAAAUUAGCCUGACUUUGUAAUUUGAAUAAUUUGUUUUGCUUAUCCUGGGAGAGAGGCAAGGAGCUUUAGGAGGCAUUGAAACAUCUUCAACUGGUGAAGAUCUUAUUCAGCACCUCCUCUGGCUUCUAGAUUGCCCGGGCAGAGCCACACGCUUGACAACCAUAAGGGCUGGAAACUUGAUUUUAAUGCACAGCUUUAAAGAUGCUGUAAGGGGAGAUCUUAACCAUUAGUCUGUUUGUAGAACUUGUGAACAGUCCCCUGGGUUGUUUACCUGUGGCAAGUAAAGAUUGUUUCCUGGCAACCAGACCAGAAGAUGGCAUUACUUAAUUGAGCAAGCGUUGGUGGGGUCUUUCAGGUUGUUGAUGUGCCACAAGUGAUUUCACAUAAGUAUGUGGGCAAGCGGGCUGGUAGGGGGGGAGGGAAACCUGUUUCAGGCCGAUAACUUCUUUUGUGCUUUAUUUGCCAGCUGGUUUAGCAGACACUAUGAAAACAUCUUACAUUUAAGACAGCAGGGAAGAAUCUUCCUGUCUGCUCACUAACAAACGUGCCGUACAGCCAUUUCUUAGAAGGUGGGAUCUUAGUUGCAUCCUCGAAAGUGCUCCCCUCACACUGAAGUCCACAGAAUACAUUUGACUUCAGGUGCCCCUCGAAAUGUCUGGAGACCAACCCCACUGUUACUGGUGCACAUUAAUGAAAUGUGAUCUCUAUAAUGCGGAGAGAUGUCUUCAGUUAUGUCCUUCCUAAUUUAUGGGGUGAUCCAGAAACUGUCCUGACUGUAUAGUAAAAAGAAGCUAUUUAUAUAUGAAUGUUUGUACAGAAGGAAGGCAGGAGCACCGUGAGUUAUACUGACCAAACUGGGAGAAAGAAAAUACAGCUUCACAUGCCAUACACCAGCAUGAGGCCAACCAUUAAAGUACUGAUACAUCUUAGUCAUUUGGGGUUUUCUUAAACGGUGGUUUGCCAUUUUCAUACAAAGAAAAAUUAACCCUUGGUGUACUUAACAUUGGGUUUGUUUUUGUUCUGGUUUUUUUUUUUACAUGAUCACAAACUAUUUCACUGCACAUAUGAAGGAGCUUUGUAAAUUUUUUAAGAGAAUGGUGAAUUGUAUAGAAUAGCAAGUUACAUCUUUCUUUUAAAAAUAGGAAAUAUUGCAACAGAGUAAAAAAGAUAAUCUUUAUAGUUUAAGUAGCUGUUAUUUUGGACUUUUGUAGUUAAAAGAAAAGUGGAUGUAGCAUUUAGAUAUAAGUGUUCAAUCUUGCUACUUGUAUUGCAUUUUUUCAAUAAAUUUUCAAAUAAAAAUAGUAUCUUGGUUGUC
Messenger RNA from Eublepharis macularius, 9463 nucleotides. It is a transcript of the gene EPB41, whose product is annotated as erythrocyte membrane protein band 4.1. The transcript has 28 exons. NCBI's taxonomy places the organism in Eukaryota, Metazoa, Chordata, Lepidosauria, Squamata, Eublepharidae. Gene Ontology annotation, biological process: cortical actin cytoskeleton organization. Gene Ontology annotation, molecular function: structural molecule activity; actin binding. Bases 607 to 4212 code for a protein of 1201 amino acids. The record is from RefSeq and is a predicted model, not a curated record. Gene Ontology annotation, cellular component: plasma membrane; cytoskeleton.